This is a messenger RNA of Panthera uncia (snow leopard), 14228 nucleotides long. RefSeq names its product microtubule associated monooxygenase, calponin and LIM domain containing 3 (gene MICAL3). The coding region runs from base 259 to 7002 and encodes 2247 amino acids. Gene Ontology annotation, molecular function: protein binding; FAD binding. The record is from RefSeq and is a predicted model, not a curated record. NCBI's taxonomy places the organism in Eukaryota, Metazoa, Chordata, Mammalia, Carnivora, Felidae. The transcript is spliced from 40 exons.
CCGCCCAGCCACCAGCGGCGGCGCCGCUGCCUUAGCUGCUGCCGCUGCUGUUCCCCGUGCGGACGCUGCGGCUGGCGUGCUGGGGCUGCGGGACUGCGGGGCUGCGGGCCCGGAGCGGGGCUCGGCGGCCCAGGCCGGCCAGGGGACGCCGGCGCCGAACGACACACCAGCAUGAGACGGAGAUUAAUGUGACAGAAUCGGGUGGAUCAACAGCCAUCCCAUUGCCCCCUUUGUUGGGGGUGCUGAGAGUGGGGAAGCAUGGAGGACAGUAAGAAUGAGACAAUGAAUCGCGCUCACAUCCUCUUUGACCGGUUUGUGCAGGCCACCACCUGCAAGGGAACCCUUAAGGCCUUCCAAGAGCUAUGUGACCACCUAGAACUGAAGCCUAAGGACUACCGCUCCUUUUAUCACAAGCUCAAGUCCAAGCUUAACUACUGGAAAGCCAAAGCCCUGUGGGCAAAGUUGGACAAGCGGGGCAGCCACAAAGACUACAAAAAGGGAAAAGCAUGCACUAACACCAAGUGUCUCAUCAUUGGAGCUGGCCCCUGUGGUCUCCGUACAGCCAUUGACUUAUCCUUAUUGGGAGCUAAAGUGGUUGUUAUUGAGAAACGAGAUGCCUUCUCCCGCAACAAUGUCUUGCAUCUCUGGCCAUUCACCAUACAUGAUCUACGAGGUCUGGGUGCCAAGAAGUUCUAUGGCAAGUUCUGUGCUGGAGCUAUUGACCAUAUCAGUAUCCGUCAGCUUCAGCUAAUACUUUUGAAAGUAGCCUUGAUCCUAGGCAUUGAGAUCCAUGUCAAUGUGGAAUUCCAAGGCCUUGUACAGCCUCCUGAGGACCAAGAAAAUGAACGGAUAGGUUGGCGGGCACUGGUCCACCCCAAAACCCAUCCUGUAUCAGAGUAUGAAUUUGAAGUGAUCAUCGGAGGGGAUGGCCGUAGGAACACCUUGGAAGGAUUUCGCCGGAAAGAAUUUCGUGGCAAAUUGGCAAUUGCCAUUACAGCAAAUUUUAUUAACCGAAAUACAACAGCAGAAGCCAAAGUGGAAGAGAUCAGUGGUGUGGCUUUUAUUUUCAACCAAAAGUUUUUCCAGGAACUGAGAGAAGCCACAGGUAUCGACUUGGAGAAUAUUGUCUACUACAAAGAUGAUACACAUUAUUUUGUUAUGACAGCCAAAAAGCAGAGUUUGCUAGACAAAGGGGUGAUACUGCAUGACUAUGCCGACACAGAGCUCUUGCUUUCCCGGGAGAACGUGGACCAAGAGGCUCUGCUGAACUAUGCCAGGGAGGCAGCAGACUUCUCCACUCAGCAGCAGCUGCCGUCUCUGGAUUUUGCCAUCAAUCACUAUGGGCAGCCUGACGUGGCCAUGUUCGACUUCACUUGUAUGUACGCCUCUGAGAAUGCUGCCUUGGUGCGGGAGCAGAAUGGACACCAGUUGUUAGUGGCUCUGGUUGGGGACAGCCUCCUAGAGCCUUUUUGGCCAAUGGGAACAGGAAUAGCCCGGGGCUUCCUAGCUGCUAUGGACUCUGCCUGGAUGGUACGAAGUUGGUCUCUAGGAACAAGCCCCUUGGAAGUCCUGGCUGAGAGGGAAAGUAUUUAUAGGUUGCUGCCUCAGACCACCCCUGAGAAUGUGAGUAAGAACUUCAGCCAAUACAGCAUAGACCCUGUCACCAGAUAUCCCAAUAUUAACAUCAACUUCCUCCGUCCAAGCCAGGUGCGUCAUUUAUAUGAUACUGGAGAAACAAAAGAUAUUCAUCUGGAAAUGGAGAACCUAGUGAAUUCCCGAACUACCCCAAAGUUGACUCGUAAUGAGUCUGUAGCUCGUUCAAGCAAACUACUGGGUUGGUGCCAAAGGCAGACAGAUGGCUAUGCAGGGGUAAAUGUGACAGAUCUCACUAUGUCCUGGAAAAGUGGACUGGCUCUGUGUGCGAUCAUCCAUAGAUACCGCCCUGAUCUGAUAGAUUUUGACUCUUUGGAUGAGCAAAAUGUGGAGAAGAAUAACCAGCUGGCCUUUGAUAUUGCUGAGAAAGAACUGGGCAUCUCUCCCAUUAUGACAGGCAAAGAAAUGGCCUCAGUGGGGGAGCCUGACAAGCUGACUAUGGUGAUGUACCUGACUCAGUUCUACGAGAUGUUCAAGGACUCACUCCCCUCCAGUGAUGCCUUGGACCUGAAUGCUGAGGAGAAAGCAGUCCUUAUAGCUAGCACCAAAUCUCCCAUCUCCUUCCUAAGCAAACUUGGGCAGACCAUCUCUCGGAAACGUUCUCCCAAGGAUAAAAAGGAAAAGGACUUGGAUGGUGCUGGAAAGAGGAGAAAGACCAGUCAAUCGGAAGAGGUUUUGGGUGUUGGUGUUUAUCAGGAGGAAGCACCCCGGGGCUACAGAGGAGGAAGGCCCACACUGGUGAGCACUCUGACAGACAGGAGGAUGGAUGUGGCCCUUGGCAAUCAGAACAAAGUGAAAUACAUGGCAACCCAGCUGCUGGCCAAAUUUGAAGAGAAUGCACCUCCACAGUCCACUGGCAUGAGGAGACAGCCGACACAAGAGCGUGGGGUCAGCCAGCCGUCCUGCUGCCUACCUGAGCAGGGUCGCCCUGCUCCCACCCCCCAGUGGAAACAGCGACGGGAAAAGGAGUGUUCUCGGACCUGCCCCAAAAAAGUGAUCACACUCUCUCCUCCCCCUUCUCCACCUCCCUGUCGGGCGCCUGGCAGCCAGCAGACGUACAGGGAUCUUGAUGCUGACAGCCGUGGCAAGCAGAGUCCCCACCAUGAGAGGCCAGAGCCUGAACCUUCUCGCCGAUUUUUUGUUGACCAGUGGGAGCUUUCUCUUAGUCUUCGCUCCUCCAACCGCCCCGCCUCUCCCUCCUCUGACUCUCUCCGACAGAAGUAUAUAAAGAUGUACACUGGCGGAGUGAGCUCAUUGGCUGAGCAGAUAGCCAAUCAGCUUCAAAGGAAAGAACAGCCCAAAACCCUUCUAGACAAGAAGGAACUGGGCUCGAUAAAGAAGGAGUUCCCACAGAAUUUAGGAGGCAGCGACACGUGCUACUUCUGUCAGAAGCGGGUCUACGUGAUGGAGAGGCUGAGUGCUGAGGGCAAGUUCUUCCAUCGGAGCUGCUUCAAAUGCGAGUACUGCGCCACUACCCUGCGCCUCUCGGCUUACGCCUAUGACAUCGAGGAUGGUAAAUUCUACUGCAAACCACACUACUGUUAUCGACUCUCCGGCUCCGCACAGAGGAAGAGACCGGCAGUGGCUCCUCUGUCUGGAAAGGAGGCCAGAGAACCCCUGCAGGAUGGCCCCACUGUGGACACAAAUGGACGGGCCAGCGCCAUUGCCAGCCCUGCUGAGAGAACCCCAGGUUCAAGUGUGAAUGGCCUGGAAGAGCCUAGCAUUGCUAAGAGACUCAGGGGUACUCCUGAAAGGAUUGAGCUGGAGAACUACCGCCUGUCUGUGAAACAGGCAGAGGAGCUGGAGGAGGUGCCCGAGGAGACGCAGGCUGAGCACAACCUGAGCAGCGUGCUGGACAAAGGCGCAGAGGAGGACGUGGCCAGCAGCAGUUCUGAGUCCGAGAUGGAGGAAGAGGAGGAGGAGGAAGAGGAGCCUCUGCCCACCUCCGACCUGGGCGGUGUUCCUUGGAAGGAGGCUGUGAGGAUCCAUGCCCUUCUGAAAGGAAAGAGUGAAGAGGAGCUGGAGGCCUCAAAGAGCUACGAGCCUGGGAAUGAAGAGGAGGAAGAGGAAGAGUAUGAGGAGGAGGAAGAGGAGGAAGAGGAAGAAUAUGAGGAGGAAGAGGAAGAGUCUAGUGAAGAAGGGGAGUAUUGCCCCUGGGACAGAGAACUCCUGCAAAGCCAGUGGCUCCAGCAUCUGUCAAAGGAAGAAGAUACGGGUACAUGUAAAGUCGGGAGCCAGAGGCUACAGCAGAUCAUAAAUCCAGCCGACCCCUUGGAGAUCCAGGCUGAUGUGCACUGGACACAUAUUCGAGAGAAAGAGGAGGAGGAGCGAAUGGUACCAACCUCUGAGUCCUCCACUUCUAGAGUGCCUGACCUUCCCUCCAUUCGCCGCGCAGCAGUGCAGGCCUGGCUGGAGACAGUCUCCGGAGUCCCAUUUGAUGAGAAUGACCUGGAGGAAGAUGUGGACUCGGAGCCGGCAGAGAUAGAAGGGGAGGCAGCGGAGAAUGGGGACACAGGGGACACUGGUGCUGAGCUGGAUGAUGAUCAGCACUGGUCUGAUGAUAUCCCAUCAGAUGCCGAAACAGAGCUUCGCAUGCAGCACCAGGCAGCAUUGGAGGCGGAGCUGGAGCUGAGGGUAUCGGAAAAUGAGGAGGAGCAACCUGCCACCACACCAGGGCACCAGGAGAGAGGUCCCGCCCAAGUCACCAGCCCUCCCCGAUCCCCUGAGGAGCAGGCUGGUCUGCUCUCCCCAGGCCACAGCCCUGAGGCAGAGGGGGCCCGAAUCCCACUUGCCUCUGUUGCCACCAAGGUGAAAUUGCCCAAGGAGAGCCUUUUCCCUGAGCCUUUGCUCCCCAAAGAGAAGCCCAAAGAAGAAGUACCCAGUGAUGAGAGAGCUGUGCACUCUCCUAUCCGAUCACAGCCAGUGGCUCUGCCAGAAGCCAGGACACCUACCUCCCCAGUUAGUUCACAGCACCUGUCACCGCUGGCCACCUCUACCCCCACCACUACCCAGCUCCCCAUUUGCUCCCAACCCCAACCUUCCUCUGAGGCCACUGUCCCGUCCCCCACCAAGUCCCCCAUAUGCUUCCAGCCCAUUCCAGCCAAAACACCCAUCCCCCUGGCUCCCCUCCCCUUGAAGACCCAAGGGGACACCAAGGACAGACUGGGCAGCCCUCUUGCUGUGGAUGAAGCCCUGAAGCGGAAUGACCUGGUGGCAGAGUUCUGGAUGAAGAGUGCCGAGAUCCGCCGUAGCCUCGGACUCACACCCGUGGAUCGGAGCAAGGUGUCCGAGUCCAGCUUCCCCUCCCCGGCCUUUAAACCAGUGUCCCUAAAAUCCUAUUCAGUUGAGAAGUCUCCUCAGGGUGAGGGGCUCCAGCUUCUAAAACCUCCACCUAUUCCUAAGAGGCUGGGCCUGCCGAAGUCAGAUGGCGACCAGCCCUCGCUGCCAACCCCCAAGUCCCCAUCUGACAGAGAGCUGAAAAGCUCCCAGGAGGAGAGGAGAGACCUGUCGAGCAGCUCUGGGUUGGGCCUUCACGGGAGCUCCUCCAAUAUGAAGACCUUGGGCAGCCAGAGCUUCAACACCUCUGACUCCACCAUGCUCACUCCUCCUUCAAGCCCACCCCCACCCCCACCCCAGGAUGAGGAGCCCGCAACUCUUCGAAGGAAGCCAUAUCAGAUUUAUGAGCAUAAGGAGACCGAGCCCAAGGCCUCAGUAAUCCCACCCCCACCACCUGCAUCCUUUAUGAGGGCCCCCCGAGAGCCUGCCCAGCCCCCUCGAGAGGAGGUGCGGAAGUCGUUUGUGGAGAGUGUGGAUGAGAUCCCCUUUGCUGAUGACGUGGAGGACACCUAUGAUGACAAGACAGAGGACUCGAGUCUGCAGGAGAAGUUCUUCACACCCCCCUCUUGCUGGUCCCGCACCGAGAGGCCCCUCCAUCCACCCCUAACCAAGGAGAAUGGUAGGUUGCCUACUCUGGAGAGUGGGGUCCAGCCACAGAAGAGGGUCCUGCCCUUAGUCUCUCCAGAAGCCAAGGAGCUGGCUGAGGAGCGCAUGCGAGCCAGGGAGAAGUCUGUGAAGAGCCAGGCGUUGAGAGACGCUAUGGCCAAGCAGCUGAGUAGGAUGAAGGAGAUGGAGAUGGCGGCUGGGACCUCCAGGCCCCCAGGAGGCACCUCCCGCAAAGCCUCCUCAGUUCCCUCCAAGGGCAAAGAACUUGGCCUCGAGUCCCCUAAACGCCCAGUUCUCAAAGGCCCCAGGGAGCCCACCCUGAAGCAUGAAGCCACUAGUGAGGAGGUCCUCUCCCCUCCGUCGGACUCAGGGGGCCCAGAUGGUUCAGUCACCUCAUCCGAGGGCUCCAGUGGGAAGAGCAAGAAGAGAUCGUCACUCUUCUCCCCCCGCAGAAACAAGAAAGAGAAGAAGUCCAAAGGUGAGGGCCGGCCCCCAGAGAAGCCCAGCCCAAACCUCCUGGAGGAAGCAGCCGCCAAACCCAAGUCCUUGUGGAAGUCAGUCUUUUCUGGGUAUAAGAAGGACAAGAAGAAGAAGGGUGAUGACAAGUCCUGUUCCAGCACCCCUUCCAGCGGUGCCACUGUGGACUCUGGCAAGCACAGGAUGUCUCCUGUCGUGAGAACAGAGCUGCAGCUGCGGCGCCAGUUGAGUUUCUCAGAGGAUUCUGACCUCUCCAGUGAUGACAUCCUUGAGAGGUCCUCCCAGAAGUCCAGGCGAGAGCCAAGAACUUACACAGAGGAGGAACUGAACGCCAAGCUGACCCGGCGUGUGCAGAAGGCAGCUAGGAGGCAGGCCAAGCAAGAGGAACUGAAGCGGCUACACCGAGCUCAGAUUAUCCAGCGGCAGCUGGAGCAGGUGGAGGAGAAGCAGAGGCAGCUGGAGGAAAGAGGGGUUGCUGUGGAGAAGGCACUCCGUGGUGAAGCAGUUGAGCCCAGUGGCGGGACUCCACGGCGUAGACCUCUCUCCUUCUGCCCUUGCUGUGUCCAGGAAGGCAUGGGCAAGAAAGAUGACCCCAAGCUGAUGCAGGAGUGGUUCAAGUUGGUGCAAGAGAAAAAUGCCAUGGUGCGCUACGAGUCAGAGCUGAUGAUUUUUGCCCGGGAGCUGGAACUUGAGGACCGGCAGAGCCGACUGCAGCAGGAACUUCGGGAGCGGAUGGCUGUGGAAGAUCACCUGAAAACCGAGGAGGAGUUGUCAGAGGAGAAGAAGAUCUUGAACGAAAUGCUGGAGGUGGUGGAGCAGAGAGAUGCCCUCGUGGCCCUGCUAGAGGAGCAGCGGCUUCGGGAAAAAGAGGAGGACAAAGACCUGGAGGCCGUCAUGCUGUCUAAAGGCUUCAGCCUGAACUGGUCCUGAGUUCUACCCGUGCUCUGGCUGGCUGGUCUGUGGCAUCUGCCUGACCCAAGCUGGGUUCUUCCAAAAACCACCCGGAUGCAAGAUCUGAGAAGACCUGGCACCUCCUGGGAGUUUACACUCAAAUGUCUACGUGCCUCUUGAAAAGUGGGUCAAAUGUCUGUGCUAUGGGGAACCCCAGGCGAGGAUGAUUAUCUGAGGUGGCAGAGCCUCCUUGGAAGAGGCCCACCCUGACUUCCCGCUCCAGAGAGAGAGGAACACAGAGCAUUUGACACGUAACGCAGGAAAAGGAGAACCUGCACACUCCCCAAGGAUGCACGGUGACUGGUGCCCCUUCCACGGGAGGAGGUAAGAGACGGAAGCUGCCCCCUCUCUGGCAGAACCACAGCCGCCAGGGUGUGCCUCCACAGAGCAGAAGGGACGGCCAUCAUCUUCAUGUUCCCUGAAGCACCACCAAAGAAGUGAAGAACACCCUCCAGGAGGCAAGAUGUGAAUCAAAACCUGGGAGGGGGCAGUGGCCAGCAGGUCAGUGCCUACACCGGCAUCACAGGGGGACCUGAAGGCGGGCUGGCUCCCGAAUUCAUUAUGCAAGAAGGAGGACCCAGGAGGGGUCUGCUCCCCGGCACCCCCGCACCACACACUGGACCCCUGGUGGCCAAAUGUCCCAGGCCUCUCUCUGGCUCUGGCCUGAGGCCUGUGGAUUGCUGCAUUCUGCUUUUAAUUCACAACAAUUUUGACACUGGAAAAUACUGACUUUGGGGGACAGGAUGAGGCCUGACAUUUCAAGCCCCCACUUGACAGACAGGCGUUGUCACUGUUCAACGCUUCACGUCGGGGCAGGAGAUUAUCUUUUUCCUUGACGUUUUUCCUGUGUUUGCACAUUGAAAUGAAGCUGACAACCUGGCAAGACGCUCAGCCGCUUUGGACCCUUUUUGUCAAUUAACUUAUUUUUUUAAUACUUGAAAAGAAGUAACUUCAUUUUUAUAUCUUUACUAGAGACACUGAUCACGUGGCACCCGGUGUAGGAGUGAUGGGGGUGUCUGCUGCGUCCUACACAGUCCCAUCCCAAACUGACUGAAUGCUGUUACAGCUGUCUGUUUAUUAGCCUUCUUCAUCGUGUUGCUGACCCAGUUGGCGUUAGGGAGCAGCUGAGACCCUUGUGUGGGUUCUUAGUUGUAGCUCUUCUGUCCCCUCCUGUACUUUGUGUCUGGCACCUUCUCCUUCACCUGGCUCACUCUUACUGUGGUACCAAACUUUUGUGUCUGCACCAUUCAUCUGUCAGGGGUACAUUUCAGCACUGUUUGAGGCCAGGCCAAAAGGCACAGAUGUCACUCACCUCUCUCUAUUGAACCCUGGCUCUGCAGAACCCGUUUGUUUGUUUUUUUUUUUUUUUUCCUCUGCUUUGGUGCCAGGGUUUCACCUCCCACAGCAUAUUUAUUAAAGUUUGGGGGUAAGCCCUUUUCCAAGCUGGCCGAGACAGUGUAUGGUGGGACCCUGUAAUCCAUCUAGCUGAUGAGAAUUCCCCUCAGCCCAGCCUCAGGUCCCACCAGACAGAGAUGCAAGUGUUGUAGCACAUAUUGGAAUUCAGGUUGGUCUCUCACAGUUAACGCCAUCCCAGACCUCCUCUGCACCCAGAUCUCCAUGGGGAGGCAGGGGUAAUGAGCACCAUGUAACCAGCUCCUUGAGCCAAACUGCUCACUUCUCCUAGUUCAACCAGAGACUGGCCUUGUGCAGCUCAUAGAGCCACGGUGUGGGAAAAUCUGGUGGCACAGGGCUUGUCCAGCCACACAAUGACAUGCGGUCCACCCAGGGAAGAUUCCUGUCAGGGCCAGGCCAAUCCGGGAGGGUCCUCCAGCAGAAGACUUCUGGUGGAGAGGGGCCAGUGUAGAGAGAACAGAGGCCUGGCAGCUCUUCAAGGCAGCCUAGAUCAGGUGUCCGUGCUGACUUUGGAACCUCCAGGGGGACCCACACCAUGCCUCAACUUGAACAUUCAUUCUUGGUACAAAGGAGCAAAGAACCUGUCUUAACUCUUCACUUUGUCCGAAGGCUGCCGUCUCUCUCCUGUGGAAAUCCAGAUGUGCUGCUAGCAGCUGUCACAGCUCUGACUUCUUCACUUUCUGUUUUCUGAUGAGACAGAAUCUCCAUUUUUAUGCUUUUCUUAAAAAGGGGAGGGGUGGGUGUUCUAGAUUCUAUCUUUAAACCUCAACCUUCCAGUAAAAUUGGACUUGAGACAGGACCUUCAUCAGGCGGCCUUGUCCCUAAGCUGCUUCACCUCUUGAAUGCCACCUUAAAUAGCCAAGCCCCAGGAGAGCUGUGCCUGCAUCCCUUGUGGCUCCUGCUAAUUCCAGAACAAGGAAGCAGUUUACGAAGUGGCUGGUAAGGGAUGCAGCCAUAGCGAUGUGCUGUAAGUAGCUUAAUGUAGCAGGAGCACCAGAUGUUACCGUCUGCCCUUGCUGCCGGCCAGUACUGGUCAGCCUUUUAACACUCUGCACUCUGCCGAAGCACACUGCUGGUUAAUAGAAGGGAGACUGAAGACUCUGCAGAGAAGCUUCAAAAAUCCACCAGCCUGCAAAAUGUUUGCCAGUUCUCCACUCCCAAUGGUGUUGCGACUUCAGGUUCUAGUAGUGCACCUUUUUUUUUAAAGCUCCCAUUUUAUAACCACUAGUUUGCAGUUUAUUUUAGUACCCUGGUGACAUGCUGCGUGAAAUGUUUUCCAACUCUGGAAAUGCAUGCAGCUCCAGGCAGGUCCCCUUCCUGACAUUUAAGUCCUCUUGAAGGCAGGAGACAGAGAAUAUAUAUACAUCAAUGUGUGUGUAUAUAUAUGUAUGAAAUGCCAGAGUUUGAGCCCAAACACAAGGCCAAUACAGUGGACAACCAGUCCAGUGUCACUAGAGGGAAGGCUGUAGGCACCCCUACUCCUGAGUCUAAGGGACUCCAUGUGGGGUUCUAACCCUGCUCAGGUGAUAUAUUUGGGCCUUUGCCCUCAAACUAUCCUCCAGUUGCUUUUGACCAGCAAUGAUAGACUAUCCUUUCAGAAGAAGAAAUUUUUCAGUGGGGCAGGAGGUUUAAAGGAAAAAAAUUGAAAGGUGGUAAUAACUGAGCUGCCAGUUAGGCAGAAGGGGAAUGGGCCAUUUUAUGCGCAAUAAAAGUUCUUAAAAGAAAUACAGAAUAUUUCUUUUUUUUUAAAAAUUUUUUUCAAUGUUUAUUCAUUUUUGAAAGAGAGAGACCGAGCACAAGCACACCACAAGGGGUGGUGUGGAGAGAGAGGGGGACACAGAUUCCAAAGCAGGCUCUAGGCUCUGGGCUGUCAGCACAGAGCCCGAUGCAGGGCUCAAACUCACGAACUGUGAGAUCAUGACCUGAGCUGAAGUCGGAAGCUUAACCGACUGAGCCACCCAGGCGUCCGGAAAUACAGAGUGUUUCUUAGGUAAUUUUACUGGACUUGGCAGUGAGCCAGGAUGCAUUUCCACGUUCCACUACCUGCCUCUCUUAGGGAGAUGCUGUCCAUGCACAUCAUUUAUGUCUGGCAUAUGCAUGGGUGUGUGUACAAGGUUGUUUAAAGAACACAACUUUUUUUGUUUUUUGUUUUUUAGUUUGUGCUUUUUUUUUUUUUAGUCCUUCAUAUUAUCCUGGCUCAGCCCCCAACUGCUAUCAUUUGAGAAAAUUCCUGAAACAAUUUAGUGUGAAAAGAAGCUAUUCUUCAAGUCCAAGUGAUCCUGUGGUCCUGGCAGCCUUCUUUGCCAGCACUGCUUCUGUGCCUGCCUCACCUCUGUCCUUUGAUACAGCUAACCGGGAAGCCCAGUGGCAUGGGGUCUGCGGCCUCCAGGUCUAAAUUGUUUAGAUGUGUCAGUGUCCCCAUCUACAUUCAGCAUAGGGUCUUGGAGAGAUGAUGUCACCCAUCUUUAGACUGGAACCAUCCCCAAAGGAUUGAAGGCAAUAAUCCUGGUGAACUCUUCUCUCUUCACUACAAGAAGCCUCUUGGGUUAGUCUCCAGAUGGAGACACAUUCCAGCUCUUUUCCCCUUCUCUGGUGUGUUGACGUAUCAGGAGAUAGCUGACUUUGUUGUCACCCAUAGAACUAAUCCCAAAGGCACAAGGCUUCCCUCUGGGGCAGUAACAGACAGCAGGGAAAGAAAAAAUGGCACUAGAUGUGUUGAGGUGAGCCUUGCCCAGCCUAGAGGUCACUGCCAUGGAAGCUGGCUCCUAGAGCCUUUCAGCUUUAUUGCCAGCUAUCCCAGAAAGAAGAAAGGACCCUAUCUUAGGUAGAAAAAAAUAUAACCAGCUUGAGUGAAUAUUCUGUGGCUAUGUAUGACACAUGCUUAUUGGGAAAGGCUGGAGUUUGGUAGUCACCUGUGCUGAUCCCAGUCACCUUUUGUUCCUCAGAGGUCUUGCUUUGAUUAGAGCUGGAAACAAGCAGGAUUUGACCACAGGUCACAGCAGCCCCAGGUGGCAGGAAAUGAUGGCUGCUGUUUUUGGCAGGCAACAGAAAGGAACGCUACAUAAGCCCUAUGUAAGUGCACCUCAGAAACACAUACCCCCUUUCCUUCCAAGAAACUCUGAAGGAAAUGUCUUAUGUCUCUGAAAUCCCUCCUGAACCCUUCUUAGGAAUCAGAGUAAAAAAUGGUAAAUGGAGAGAGUGUUUUGUUUUAUUUUACUUUAUGAGCUGGCCAGUCCCCUUAAGGAGACUCCCUCCUCUGUGUUAUCUGCUCAAAAGAUCCCCUCCCAGCAAUGCUAGUGAAGAGGGUAAGAAACCAUCCUCUCAGGUGGAUUUUGUCCCACUGAAACAUCAGCCCAGGGGGCCAGAGCUGCACCUCAUACACUAAACCAAGGAGCCUGUUAGACCAGGUGCCCAGGGUCACAAAGACCUUUUACACUCCCAUAUGGACCACCUAUUGCUGUCAAACUUCACCAGGUAGCAUUUUGUGACAGCCCCACUCCUUGUGUCCUCUGCCCUGAGGUCUUAUAGGUGGUGCUUAAACAAGGAAGCUGGAGUCCUGGCUUCUGUGGGAGGCCAUGUGUGCUGGCUGCCUCUGCCUGAGAAGCCACCUUAUUACUAAGACAUAUGGAAGAGGAGACUGCGUCCCAUGAUGCAUGCAUAUACAUGUGUGCACACAUGUGCGCACACGCACCUUCUUUUCAUGGUCAGUAUGCCCUUUCUGAACCAGUGUGGACCUCUAGCUCUAAAGUAGGCUGAAUAUAAGCCUUUGGACCCAGGAGGGUCCAACUGAGGGUCCAGGCUAAAGCAGGAUCCAAGUUGAGGAUCUUGUAACAGUAAACAGCUCAGCGCCUGGAGGAUUACAGUUGUAUUGAAUGGUCUCCCACGUAGGCAGCUGGAGCACCCCCAGAUCCAGGGGAAGGGUCAUUUAGAGUGCCCAGUACAAGAGUGGGGCUGCCUCAUGCAACUUAUGAAAUGAGAAUAACGUUGCUGGUUUCUGUGUCCACAUGUGAGAGAGUGGUAAGGAAUGUGAGUCGGGCAAGAUUAAGGUUGGCAUUCAGACAUGAAACUCAUUCCUGCCUCUUCUCUGACUUCAGAGGAAGCCUUAGGCCUAUCACUUAACUUGUCAGUGCCUCCCUCCCUGGUAACCAACCCACAGAAUCCAUGGGAGGGCAAAGCAUUGAAGGGUUUGAGAUUCUUCAAUCAGGGCCUUUGUAGAUGAGCAGACAUCUUUCAUGAUGGUAACUAAUGUUCACCUUGAAGAAACCUGAGAAGGACUGAGGGGAAGCAGUCCCAGCACCUCUAGGGUCUGGCUCCCUACUACCCGGGUUCAUCGCAGAUCUAUCUGGUGAGCCAACGGAGUUGUGCAUUUACUCUUAAUUACUUAAAAUGCUGGGCUGAAUCUUCUGUUUCCUCUCAGGAACUUAACUUACUCAUGACAGGUUGAUGUAGAUGGGCAGUGUUUCCAGAACCUUCAGAUGGGUCGCUGCUGGAUGCGUGCCUGAGGCUGGAUGAUGCUGAGCCUGAGUCAGCACUCAGUGCCUUACUAGGAACAAACCAGCACUCUCAGUUCAAGAGGACAACACUCCAGUCUUUUUCCUCCUGCCUCAUUCUACACCCGCCAGCCACCUCCACCUUCAUCUUGAGGCAGCUCCACCAGACCUGCUCUCCCAGCAGUGACUCCAGGGGACAUACCACAGGUCCCUAGUCCUCCAGAGUCAUUACCAAGGAGAAGGGGUUCGUCCAAGUGAAAGCUAGGGUGUAUUAGUGUUAUGGUGCUGAUCAAAAGCCAAAAGAACAAGGGUUCACUCACAUGCACCACAGGCAACUGGCACAGCAAGUGACAAGAAAAAGUGAGUUUCUUGGUGGGGAAGUCUGGAUGAAUAUCCAGCAUCUGGCAAUGUGGCCUUCAGGUUGUCUCCCUAAGAGUUUAAAUGCCAGGUCUUUCCCGUGGGAGAAAAAAACAAGAAGCACCUGACAGCCAACAGCCCUCUUUCCCCAGCUGCAUUUUAUUUAAUUUUUUUUUUUAAUGCUUUUAAAGAAUUAAGUACCAUUUUAAAAAUGUAACCAGGGCCAGACUUACUUGCCAGCCUUCAUAUUGGGACAGAAUACUGUUUCUGGCCCUAGAAUUAACAUUUUAAGUCUUCAUCACAUUGUUCUUAAAAUCACCUGUAAAAAUCCGGUUGGGGAAGCAGAAGGGUGAGGCUGGAAGAUGCUGGCCCUGGGUCAGCACUUGGUGCCUUAUACCAGUUUGGGAACAAACCAGCACUCAGCUCGGUCAGUGGGGGUUCAGGGGGACACCUCAUUCUUUUCCCUGAUGCCUCAUCUACAGCCCAGGGGAUCCAGAAUUGGUAGAGCCUUAACUCCUGAGGGGUGGUCACCCCAGACUGUCUCUUCUGAAUGAAUCACCCCAACAGGCCUUGGCCCCUGCUCCUGGAAGAUGCAGAGAGCGGUCCCAGGACACCCACCAAGUUCUCCUAUGGGAAGAUAUUUGGAAGAAGCAUCAAGGUCAGACGAGUUUUCUGAAACACCGUGCCUGAGGAGAGUAGGUAGAGGGUAUGCCUGCCAUGCUGACCGCAGUGGUUGACAAUAAAUGUAAAAUAAGUUCAUGCCUAUGUAUGUGAAGAGCCCCGCCGACCCUGUUCAUGACUUUUAGAGUCAUUAGUGGGAAGGAAAGAGGGAAACAAGUAGAAAGUAACUUUUCAGUUUGGUGUAGCAGGGUCCACACUGAACCUCUGGCUGUUUGCACUCCUGUUGUGGGCAUCAACCAAAAUAAAAUCGGUCAUUAUUUUUUU